GGUCCCCCAGCAAUCCCCUUCAUCCACUACAAAAAUGGUCACGCUCCUCUCUUGGGUCACUACUGUUUUCACCACCACCACUAUAAUUACCGUUACGAGCUUCAGUGUACCACCAUGUCAUCGCUCUCAGUGCGCUUUCUUUCACCUCCCCCGUUUUCUUCCACCUCUGCAUGGCCAAGAACAGGGCUUGCAGCCAAUCAGGGGUUGGCGCCGGUUUUGGCGGAGGUGGACGUGGGGAGGCUGGAGCCGAGAGUGGAGGAGAGAGAUGGGUACUGGGUGUUGAAGGAGAAGUUCAGGGAAGGUAUAAAUCCUCAGGAGAAAUUGAAGCUCGAGAGAGAGCCUAUGAAGCUUUUCAUGGAAGGUGGGAUAGAAGAUUUGGCCAAGAUGUCGCUGGAGGAGAUUGACAACGAUAAGGUUUCCAAGAGUGAUAUUGAUGUAAGGCUCAAGUGGCUUGGUCUCUUCCAUAGGAGAAAGCAUCAGUAUGGUAGAUUUAUGAUGAGACUGAAGCUACCUAAUGGUGUAACAACAAGUUCACAAACUCGAUACUUAGCGAGUGUGAUUAGGAAAUAUGGGAAGGAUGGGUGUGCGGAUGUGACCACCAGGCAAAAUUGGCAAAUUCGUGGAGUGGUACUGCAAGAUGUGCCAGAAUUACUUAAAGGUCUUGCGGAAGUUGGCUUGACAAGCCUCCAGAGUGGAAUGGAUAAUGUGAGAAACCCUGUUGGGAACCCCCUUGCAGGCAUUGACAUACAUGAGAUUGUUGAUACACGUCCUUACAACAACUUGUUAUCACAAUUUAUCACUGCUAAUUCACGCGGUAAUCCGGCUGUCACUAACUUGCCAAGGAAGUGGAAUGUGUGUGUAGUGGGUUCUCAUGAUCUGUUUGAGCAUCCUCACAUCAAUGAUCUCGCUUACAUGCCUGCUAUAAAGGAUGGAAGGUUUGGUUUUAAUCUGCUGGUUGGUGGCUUCUUUAGUCCCAGGCGAUGUGCAGAAGCAGUCCCUCUCGAUGCCUGGGUCUCAGCGGAUGAUGUAAUCCCCGUGUGCAAAGCCAUACUGGAUGCUUAUAGGGAUCUUGGCACCAGAGGGAACAGACAGAAAACAAGAAUGAUGUGGUUGAUUGAUGAACUAGGAAUGGAAGGAUUCAGGUCGGAGGUAGUGAAAAGAAUGCCCAACCAAGAGCUGGAGAGAGCUUCUCCUGAAGAUCUAAUUCAGAAGCAAUGGGAAAGGAGAGAGUAUCUUGGUGUCCAUCCACAGAAACAAGAAGGCCUUAGUUACGUGGGUCUUCACAUUCCGGUGGGUAGAGUCCAAGCAGAUGACAUGGAUGAACUUGCUCGUCUAGCCGACAUAUAUGGCUGCGGCGAACUUCGGCUCACUGUGGAGCAAAACAUCAUAAUUCCCAACAUUGAGAACUCAAAGCUCGAAGCCUUACUCAGAGAGCCUCUAUUGAAAGACAGGUUUUCGCCAGAACCGCCUAUUCUCAUGAAAGGGUUGGUGGCAUGCACUGGCAAUCAAUUCUGUGGGCAAGCCAUUAUAGAGACAAAGGCCAGGGCCUUGAAAGUGACUGAGGAAGUUCAACGGCAAGUGGCGGUGACUCGGCCAGUUAGGAUGCACUGGACAGGCUGUCCAAAUAGCUGUGGGCAGGUUCAAGUGGCUGAUAUUGGUUUCAUGGGGUGUAUGGCAAGGGAUGAGAAUGGGAAGCCUUGUGAAGGUGCUGAUGUUUUUCUGGGAGGCAGAAUUGGGAGUGACUCACAUUUGGGAGAUCUUUACAAGAAGGGUGUUCCUUGCAAGGACUUGGUGCCAUUGGUGAUGGACAUUCUGGUUAAACAUUUUGGAGCUGUACCAAGGGAGAGGGAAGAGACUGAGGAUUGAUUCAAACAACAAGGUUACUUCUUGUUCUUUUACCAGUUUGGAUGACUCCCUGCAAUGCAUUUGUUCUGAGAGAGGGAACAUGAUGCGUCAAGGAAAUCCUUAUGGGACUAAAUUUGUGAGAGGGAGGCACAUUUUAGUGCCAUACCCAGCUUUAAACAUGUUGGUUUUAUUGAUAAUUUUGCUGCUCUAUCAGGAGCCUGUUUGAAUUAA
Messenger RNA from Alnus glutinosa, 2076 nucleotides. RefSeq names its product ferredoxin--nitrite reductase, chloroplastic. The transcript is spliced from 4 exons. Bases 115 to 1866 code for a protein of 583 amino acids. Gene Ontology annotation, molecular function: iron-sulfur cluster binding; heme binding; oxidoreductase activity. Lineage: Eukaryota; Viridiplantae; Streptophyta; Magnoliopsida; Fagales; Betulaceae. The record is from RefSeq and is a predicted model, not a curated record.